AUGUACCAACUUUGCCAAAAGCGUGAGUGUAUUUCUCUCCAUGUUGGGCAAGCUGGGGUUCAGAUGGGCAAUGCCUGCUGGGAGCUUUAUUGCCUGGAACAUGGUAUCCAGCCAGAUGGGCAUAUGCCGGUUGACAAGGCUCUUGGAGGAGGAGACCACUCAUAUGACACUUUCUUCUAUGAGUCAGGAGCUGGUACACACAAUCCCCGAGCUGUGUUUGUGGAUCUGGAACCAACUGUGAUUGAUGAAGUACGCAAAGGGACCUAUCGACGUCUGUUUCAUCCAGAGCAGCUUAUCUCAGGCAAGGAAGAUGCUGCUAACAACUUUGCUCGUGGGCACUACACCAUUGGCAAGGAAGUAAUUGAGCUGGUGCUUGAUCGUAUUCGUAAACUGGCUGAUCAGUGUACUGGGCUGCAGGGAUUCCUGAUCUUCCAUAGCUUUGGAGGUGGCACUGGCUCUGGCUUUGCGUCUCUUCUCAUGGAACGUUUGUGUGUGGAUUAUGGAAAGAAGUCUAAACUGGAGUUUGCGAUCUAUCCAGCUCCUCAGGUAUCUACAGCUGUGGUAGAGCCCUACAACAGCGUCCUGACCACACACACCACCCUGGAGCACUCUGACUGUGCCUUUAUGGUGGACAAUGAAGCCAUUUAUGAUAUAUGCAGAAGAAAUUUGGACAUUGAGCGGCCCACCUACAUCAAUCUCAACCGACUCAUUGGGCAGAUUGUGUCCUCCAUCACGGCUUCUUUACGCUUUGAUGGUGCCUUGAAUGUGGAUUUGACUGAGUUCCAGACAAACCUGGUGCCAUAUCCCCGCAUUCACUUUCCUCUAGUUGCUUAUUCCCCAGUUAUAUCUGCAGAAAAAGCCUACCAUGAACAGCUCUCUGUGGCUGAGAUCACAGCUUCUUGUUUUGAGCCUGCAAAUCAAAUGGUGAAGUGUGACCCUCGCCAUGGGAAAUACAUGGCCUGUUGCAUGCUCUAUCGUGGGGAUGUAGUGCCCAAAGAUGUGAAUUUUGCUAUUGCUGCUAUGAAAAACAAAAGAAGCAUCCAGUUUGUAGAAUGGUGUCCCACUGGAUUCAAGGUUGGAGUAAAUUACCAGCCACCAACUGUAGUUCCUGGAGGAGACCUGGCCAAAGUGCAGCGCGCCGUCUGUAUGCUGAGCAACACAACUGCCAUUGCAGAGGCCUGGGCCCGCCUGGAUCACAAGUUUGAUCUGAUGUAUGCAAAACGAGCCUUCGUGCACUGGUAUGUAGGAGAGGGCAUGGAAGAAGGUGAGUUCUCAGAGGCCAGAGAAGAUCUGGCAGCUCUGGAGAAGGAUUAUGAGGAGGUAGGUAUUGAUGUAAAUGAUGACGAUAACGAGGAGGAUGAAUAUUAA
Messenger RNA from Polypterus senegalus (gray bichir), 1368 nucleotides. RefSeq names its product tubulin alpha-8 chain-like. The transcript is spliced from 6 exons. Gene Ontology annotation, molecular function: GTP binding; structural constituent of cytoskeleton. Gene Ontology annotation, cellular component: microtubule; cytoplasm. The record is from RefSeq and is a predicted model, not a curated record. NCBI's taxonomy places the organism in Eukaryota, Metazoa, Chordata, Cladistia, Polypteriformes, Polypteridae. Gene Ontology annotation, biological process: mitotic cell cycle; microtubule cytoskeleton organization. The coding region runs from base 1 to 1368 and encodes 455 amino acids.